Molecule: messenger RNA, 1679 nt
Organism: Peromyscus californicus insignis
Lineage: Eukaryota; Metazoa; Chordata; Mammalia; Rodentia; Cricetidae
Gene: Aven
Product: apoptosis and caspase activation inhibitor
Exons: 6
Coding region: 499-1527 (342 amino acids)
Biological process (GO): negative regulation of G2/M transition of mitotic cell cycle
Source: RefSeq, a predicted model, not a curated record
GGGCUGUUACCUCAUUGCAAAACAAAGGUAUCACGAGUACCUAUGAGAAUCAAGCGCUCAAUAAAUGUGAGUUACAGCAAUUAUGUUUACUAGUUCUUUUUCAAGAUUUUCAAGCACCUUUCCACUUUCCCAUCCUCCUCUCUCUCCACUUGAGCUGCUGUCCACACCUGCCACGUGGGACUCACCCUAGACCCACCCAUACCUCCUUCCUAAAUCCUGAUUUUAAAAUGACAUAUCCUCUUUCAAUUAGGAAGUUAACCAACCAAAAAAACAAAAACCUCACUGUACAUCUCGGGCUUGGAGUUAUGCAAAAAUACUCGUAUGAAUUAAGAGCGAUCACCCCAAGUGACUCUAUAGCGUCCUUUCGCUGCAGACCACUCCUGCGGUCCCCGCCCCGGCCGGGCCCGCACCGGGAUCCCCGGGGCCCGUGCUCGGCCGCUUCCGGUGGGGCCUGCGCUCUGGGCGGCGGCUCGCGCGCUCAUCUCGCCGGGCGGCCUCAUGCAGGCUGAGCGCGGGGCUCGGGGUGGCCGCGGGCGGCGGGGCGGUCGGGACCGGCCCGGAGGGGACCGAGAGCGGGCCGGAGCCGCGGCGGCGCUGGCGAGAGGAGGCGGCGGGGACGGAGGCGGCCGGCGGGGUCGAGGCCGGGGCUUCCGCGGAGGCCGAGGAGGCGGCGCCCCGCGAGGCGGCCGCCGGGAGCCUGGAGGCCGAGGCGGCGGAGCUGGCACACGGGUGGAAGAUGACAGUGAUUCAGAGACCCAUGGAGAAGAGAAUGAUGAGCAAGGACAUUUUUCUAGAAGAAAGAUUGUCUCUAACUGGGAUCGAUAUCAAGAUACUAAAAAAGAAGUCAAUGAUGAAAGUGGAGAAUCACAGCGGGGGACGGACUUUAGUGUCCUCCUGAGCUCUGCAGGGGACUCCUUCUCACAGUUCCGAUUUGCUGAGGAGAAAGAAUGGGAUGGUGAAACUUCAUGUCCAAAGCAGAAUUCAGCACUCUAUGUGGAUAGUGAGUCACUGGUUCGAGCCCUUCAACAGCUGCCCCUCUCAGUCCGGCUUAACGUUGCUGCGGACUUGAUCCAGACCACAAUUCCUUUGGAACUUCCACAGGUGAAACCAAGGAGAAAUGAUGACGGCAAGGAGCUGGGCAUGCAGUUAAGGGGGCCCAUCUCCGAGCUCAGAUCUGCUGUGGGUAGUUGUCCCAGGUCUCUGGGCAAAGACAGUUUAAGACCAAACCCUCUAGAGGGUUUGCAGAAAGCCCCCUUCCCACCACAGUCCGUGGCAGACCAUCUGGAAGAUGAACUGGACAUGCUGCUGCAUUUAGAUGCACCUGUGAAGGAGGAGGACCGAAUCUGUCCGGACCAGACGUCUCAGGACCAGGAACCAGAAAGAGAGGAGCAGGUGGCCCAGGAGGAAACAGUUCCUGAAAAACCAUCUAUGACCGGAGAGAAAAAUGUGGAACCUGAACAUAUGAGCACAUCCAAAAAUGUCACUGAGGAAGAGCUGGAAGACUGGCUGGACAGCAUGAUUUCCUGAGGAGGGGGACUGGGGGGGAAUGUGCCUGAAGCAAACUAAGUAAGGGUGGGCUAGUUUACCAGAAUACCCCAUGCUAACAUGUACUGUUACGCUUGCAGCAGUCAAUGCCUACCUCUGCUUUUGAUGGCAUCUGAAUACAUGUAUGAGGCUUG